CAGUAUGGCCGGCCCUGGCCCCACCUUCCCGCUGCACCGGCUCGUCUGGGCUAACCGGCACCGCGAACUGGAGGCCGCGCUGCACAGCCGCCAGCACGACAUUGAACAGGAGGACCCCCGGGGGCGUACCCCUCUGGAGCUGGCAGUGUCCCUGGGGAACCUGGAGUCUGUGAGAGUCCUCCUUCGACACAAUGCCAACGUGGGCAAAGAGAGCUGCCAGGGCUGGGCAGUUCUGCAGGAAGCAGUCAGCACUGGGGACCCCGAGAUGGUGCAGCUGGUUCUCCAGUAUCGGGAUUACCAGAGGGCCACACAGAGACUGGCAGGCAUUCCAGAAUUGCUCAACAAACUCCGCCAGGCCCCCGACUUCUACGUGGAGAUGAAGUGGGAGUUCACCAGCUGGGUGCCCCUCGUGUCCAAGAUGUGCCCCAGCGAUGUGUACCGCGUGUGGAAGCGGGGUGAGAGCCUGCGGGUGGACACCAGUCUCCUGGGCUUUGAGCACAUGACCUGGCAGCGUGGCCGGAGGAGCUUCAUCUUCAAGGGCCAGGAGGCAGGAGCCUUGGUGAUGGAAGUGGACCAUGACCGGCAGGUGGUACACACGGAAACACUGGGGCUCGCCCUGCAUGAGCCAGAAGCGCUGCUGGCCGCCAUGCGGCCCAGCGAGGAGCAUGUGGCCAGUCGCCUCACCUCUCCUAUCGUCUCUACCCACCUGGACACUCGCAAUGUGGCCUUCGAGAGGAACAAAUGUGGUAUCUGGGGCUGGCGGUCUGAGAAGAUGGAAACCGUUAGCGGCUACGAGGCCAAGGUGUACAGUGCCACCAAUGUGGAGCUGGUGACACGCACACGCACGGAGCACCUCUCUGAUCAGGACAAGUCGAGGAGCAAAGGGGGGAAGACUCCAUUCCAGUCCUUCCUCGGGAUGGCCCAGCAGCAUUCCUCCCACAACGGGGCUCCCGUGCAGCAGGCGGCCAGCCCCACCAACCCCACAGCCAUUUCCCCGGAAGAGUACUUCGACCCCAACUUCAGCCUGGAGUCGAGGAACAUCGGCCGCCCCAUUGAGAUGUCCAGCAAAGUACAGAGGUUCAAGGCAACACUGUGGUUGAGCGAGGAGCACCCACUCUCCCUGGGUGACCAGGUGACGCCCAUCAUUGACCUGAUGGCCAUCAGCAAUGCUCACUUUGCCAAGCUGCGAGACUUCAUCACCCUGCGCCUCCCACCCGGCUUCCCUGUCAAGAUUGAGAUCCCCCUUUUCCACGUGCUCAAUGCCCGCAUCACCUUUGGCAACCUGUGUGGGUGUGACGAGCCCCUGAGCUCGGUGUGGGUGCCGGCCCCCAACUCUGCUGUCACAGCUUCAGGGAGCCCGUUCCCGUGCGAGGUGGACCCUGCCGUGUUCGAGGUGCCCGAGGGGUACAGCGUGCUGGGCGCGGAGCGCAGCGAGCCCCUUCGUGACGAGGACGAUGACCUGCUGCAUUUCGCCAUCCAGCAGAGCCUGCUCGAGGCGGGCACGGAGGCAGAGCAGGUGACCGUCUGGGAAGCCCUGACCAACACCCGGCCCGGUGCCCACCCUCUUCCCCAAGUCACGGCUUAUGAGGAGCAGCUGCAGCUGGAGCGGGCCCUCCAGGAAAGCCUGCGGAUGUCCACAGAGCCCCGGGGCCCGGGAUCCCCUCAUAGGACGUCCCCGGCCCUGGCCCCCCCAAGUUUUGAGGAGCAGCUUCGCCUGGCCCUGGAGUUGUCCUCGCGGGAGCAGGAGGAGCGGGAGCGGCGGGGGCAGCAGGAGGAGGAGGACUUACAGCGGAUUCUGCAGCUGUCACUCACAGAGCACUGAGCACUGAGCCCCGGCCCCCAGCAGGGCUGUCUGGCCGUGCCCCCUCCCGCUUUUGUAACUUAUUUAUUUAUAAACUGUCUGCUGCUGAGCUUGGGGCCUGGAGCCCUGGGGGUGGGCUUGCGUUGGAGACCAAGAUGGAAAUAAAGACCUUCAGCAGCA
Molecule: messenger RNA, 1981 nt
Organism: Ceratotherium simum simum (southern white rhinoceros)
Lineage: Eukaryota; Metazoa; Chordata; Mammalia; Perissodactyla; Rhinocerotidae
Gene: ANKRD13D
Product: ankyrin repeat domain 13D
Cellular component (GO): cytoplasm
Molecular function (GO): protein binding
Source: RefSeq, a predicted model, not a curated record